Messenger RNA from Olea europaea var. sylvestris, 997 nucleotides. RefSeq lists its product as uncharacterized. The record is from RefSeq and is a predicted model, not a curated record. Lineage: Eukaryota; Viridiplantae; Streptophyta; Magnoliopsida; Lamiales; Oleaceae. Gene Ontology annotation, cellular component: ribonuclease H2 complex. The coding region runs from base 148 to 645 and encodes 165 amino acids. Gene Ontology annotation, biological process: RNA catabolic process. The transcript is spliced from 4 exons.
UGAAAUUCUACAAAUUCCACGCUAAUAAUAACAUAGGAAAAUGCGCAAAAUACCGGGAUAAGAAAAAGCGCGAAAUACCGGGAACAAGAUUAGGGCUUUAUCACAGUUGAGGAACUCAUCGAAUUGGGAGGAGCAGCGAUAAGAGGAAUGGACGGUGGAAAUGAGGGAUCUCCACUUCUACGAUCGCAGACCACCGUCGAUUUGAGUCGGAACGGUGAGGCGGUGGCAGACCUGACGGGAAAAGUCCAUCUGCUACCAUGCUGCAUCAAGUACGACGGUUCCACCUCCGUUUCUGACUACUUCAAGCCCAAGUUCUCUGGAAUUGAAGUGGAUGGGUUAAGAGUAGAGGAAGCAUACUUCAGAGGAAGAAAAUUAAAUGGCACAACUCUUCCCCUUCCAGACGGCUAUUCUGGUUUCAUCUUAGGGAAGAAAAGUUCUGAUGAGAAAGCUAAUGCUGAUACUUCAUAUUGCUGGGAGGCAAAUGCAAAGUUUCAAAAUCUAACAUUAUGGAAUCAUGACAGCCUUCCCUCUAAUGAUGAUGCAUUCAUCCGCACCUUUCACUGGUUUGCUGUUGCAAAAGCUCUGCACCAACCAGUCAAUGUCGAAGAUCUGGAAUACCUUCCAGUCGAUGAGGACGUGGUGUAACUAAGAGAUCUUUGACGUGGUGUAACUCAGAGAUCUUUCUUCAGCUGCACUCCGGUGUAAUAAUGUUAUUUUGUACUGGCGGAAUGGGGAUGGUAUUGAAGCUUAAAAUCUUGAUAACCGAUAGCCGUUGGAUGUCUGUUACUGUUCGUUCUUCCCUGUUGAAAAUCAUCCAUUGUCUCUCUUGCCAAACACAUCAUUGAACUAUCUUAUCUGUUGAUGCUGAUUGCUGAGCAAAUUUGGCAAAGCUGAAAAGCCCUUUGAAAGGGUGUAUUUUUAAUUUUUCCCCCUUUGACAAUGACUCUUUUAAGCAGUUUUACAGGAAGAGAAAUUUAAAUUCAAAAUUAAAUUUGAA